Molecule: messenger RNA, 1067 nt
Organism: Cutaneotrichosporon oleaginosum
Lineage: Eukaryota; Fungi; Basidiomycota; Tremellomycetes; Trichosporonales; Trichosporonaceae
Biological process (GO): double-strand break repair
Cellular component (GO): cytoplasm; PML body
Molecular function (GO): single-stranded DNA binding; 5'-tyrosyl-DNA phosphodiesterase activity
Source: RefSeq, a predicted model, not a curated record
AUACUUCUCCCAGCGCCCACCUCACAAGUGAACAACCAGCAACAGUGUAUGCUCCGCGUAACUGCCCGUCUUCGACACACACAAAGAGCAAUGAGCACGCCCACAUCUAUCGCCAGUUUGCGUGACUACGUGAUCGCGGGACACCGCGCCCCGGGCCCGGACGACCCGCGCGCACCAAAGGGAGGCGAGCGUACUCCUGGUAGCUGGCACGAGUACACGAGCAAGUGGGAGCCUGUUCCUCCCUUUUCCUCUGCUCCUUCACCUUCUGUCUCUCCCCGUCUCAAGAUCGUCACCUGGAACGUGGAUGGCUGGACGGCGUCCUCCGAGGCGCGCCUCGACGCGAUUCUCGCGCACGUCUUCGAGCUCCAGCCCGACCUCAUCCUUCUGCAAGAGCUGAGCCCCGCCAACACCGCUCACCUGCUAUCGCACCCUUCCGUGCGUGCCGAGUGGUUCUGCACCCUCCCCUGCCCGCGCACCGAGCUCAUCGUGCAAGCGACGCUUGCGCGCCGCGCGCGCUUCGCCGGCGCGCUGGGCGGCGUGCACCGCCUCUCCCUUCCGAGCCGGUACGGGCGCGAGAUUGUCGUCGGUGACGUGCGCGUCGGCGAUGUGCGCGUCCGCUCGCUCAAUGUGCAUCUCGACAGCCUCGCGCACGACCCCAGCUUCCGGCCCGCGCAGGUCGCGCUGGCCGCGGCCAGCAUCGCGGAGAACGGAGGGCACGGUUUCGUCGCGGGCGACUGGAACGCCGUGCUCCCCGUGGACGCGGGGCUGUGCCGCGCGAACGCGCUCGAAGACGCGUGGGAGGUUGCGGGCACCGGGGAGGGGUUCACUUGGAACUGGGAUGGGCGGAGCAAAGAGCCAUUCCCCCCCAACCGCCUCGACAAGGUCGCCCUCGCGGGCAUGCAAUGCAAGAGCAUCCGUGUGCUCGAGCCGGGAAGCGUGGAAGGCGUGGACUGGAGCGACCACUGUGGGCUGUACGCUGAGCUGGCCGUGCAGGGGGCCAGAUUGUAGUUAGCCAGUCUGAUGGAUGGAACACAAUGUAUAGUGGAGAUUGCACUGGUAUCCCAAAG